GCCCCUUCCUAUAAUCUCAAUUUCCCUCUUUUCCCUUACCGCCGGUCCUUGUUUUCUUUUCAUUCGUUUUAUUUUCUUUCUUCUGCCCAGGUUGCUUUAUCAUCACCGCCGAUAGGUUGCUUUAUCAUCACCGCCGGUAGGUUGCUUUAUCAUCAUCGCGGGUUACGUUGCUUUAUUAUCAUCGCCGGUUAGGUUGCUUCGUUCUGGAAAUUUGCAAUUACUGUAACGGUCAUUCCGCCUCAUAGAGCCAAACCUUGUUGCCCGCACAACUGAGUAUCACCGGAGAAAUCUCAUGGGAGGUCCCUUUCCAGUAUGCCUCUGGAAGGGUUCGACUUCGGUUCAAUUUUUGGAUGUGCUGUGAAAUGCAGUGGGAUAUGUGCAGAUCCCGAUGGGUGUUGCAGGGUUGUUGUUGCUCAAAGUUGUUUGACUGCAAGUACAAAUAGAGGCUGCAAAGCCAUAUAUGUUUCUGAGGGAGCUAGUUGUGUUCUUCUCAGAGAUGGGAUGACAAGAGCCCCUGUUGUGAGGUUCAAGUCGGCUAGGGGGGCGGCAGAUUUGAAUUUUUUCUUGGAGGAUCGUCUCAAUUUUGAGACCUUGAUAAUGGUUUUAACAAAUCGAGCAGAUUUGCUGGACUUCAAACCAUUAAGUGCUCUAUUGUGGGGGAAAAUCUUUACAUUAGAUUUAGCUGCAUCACGGGAGAUGCAAUGGGGAUGAAUAUGGUGUUAAAAGAGUUCAGAAUGUACUGGACUUUCUUCUUAAUGAGUUCUCAGACAUGCAUGUUACUGGAAUAUCAGAUUCUAGCAGCACAAAUGAGAAUAAGGAGGAGUUUCUAAUUAUGAGAGUAGAAAAUGUGCUAUACUAUGACAUACACCUUUCUUUGUUCAUAUCUUAGAAGUUUUUUGUUAUGUGCUUUUAUGUU
This is a messenger RNA of Cuscuta epithymum, 916 nucleotides long. The record is from the annotation of a GenBank genome assembly. NCBI's taxonomy places the organism in Eukaryota, Viridiplantae, Streptophyta, Magnoliopsida, Solanales, Convolvulaceae.